Opisthorchis viverrini is the source of this 4688-nucleotide messenger RNA. RefSeq lists its product as hypothetical. The transcript is spliced from 18 exons. NCBI's taxonomy places the organism in Eukaryota, Metazoa, Platyhelminthes, Trematoda, Opisthorchiida, Opisthorchiidae. The coding region runs from base 586 to 3786 and encodes 1066 amino acids. The record is from RefSeq and is a predicted model, not a curated record. Gene Ontology annotation, molecular function: metalloendopeptidase activity. Gene Ontology annotation, biological process: membrane protein ectodomain proteolysis.
GGAUUUUCUCCUGAUUGAACCUCUGCUAUCGAUUGUUAGUCCCCAAAAGUCUCGUUGGUCUUGUUCCGGGCACUAGUUACGGCCUACGGAAUUCAGUCCAUAGCGAUAUGGACAGCCUUCGGAAGCACUUAGAGUGGGAAUGAAACUUCGACAAGGUGGUGCUUCAGAUGUGAUCUGCACGGACUUCCCACUAACCCUUAUGGAUAGAGCCACCCGGUCUGUUUGUAUCGCACCGUACCGGAAUCUUACAACCUGUCUGUUAACAGUUCUGGACGAGUUAGUACGCAACCCAUAUACGGACUGUUCUCGCUAUGUGAUCACGGCGUGAGGGGAUUCGCCCGCGUAACACCCACGAACAACCAGCCUAAUGCAAUAGAGUAUCGUCUAGAACCUGUAGACUCAUAUUCGGGUCCAGAUUUGCUUCAAGACUCCCCACUGAAAGUGCAGCUAGAGGCGCCUCAUCGACUAACGAUAAUCUUCCACAAUGAAAGUUUGACACUGGAUUCUGACCCGUUCCAAGCGGCGGAAGUGGACAACGAGUCAACAAAUAUUAAACGACCAACGUCGAUCUCAAACCAGGCACCGAUGCAGACAAAUCUAAGCCGCUCGUCAUCCUCAGUGUGGAGCGUGCAAGACGCAGCCGAUACUCACGGCCUACGGGAGAAACCAGCCAUCACCACAUCUAAACGUCGUAUUCCGCGGCACGUUCCACAACAAGCUGAAGCUUUGCUAGCCGAUACAGAAUCAACCACCGGCGAAUCGUGUGAAGAUCUGCAAGCGAAAAACUUAUUCACAAUCAUAUUGCUUGAUUUUUCACAGAAGGUUGAACCAAUGCCCAUCCUGCAUCGGCCGGAUCAACCGCCGCCUCGUAUUCUGGAACUUUACAUGGUGGUAGACGAGGCAUUGGUAAAUUUGUUCAACCGUGAUUACGAUAUGCUGAUCUUUCGUGUGAACUCUUUGAUAUCCCACGUCAACGCACUCUACGCUCCUUUCAAUAUUGCCAUCGUGGUCGUUCGUCUAGAGCUCUGGAUGCAGGACCGUGAUCGUCUGAAUAUCGAAGAACAUCAUAUCCUCCCGACCCUCGCCCAGUUCAAACGAAUGCAUACAACGGUUCGACACGACUGUCUUCAUGCUCUGUUAGGAGAACGCAAGGAGGGCUCUCCAAAUAAAGGCAAGGCGAACUCACACACCAUGUGCGUGUUCUCACGCUGUGUUGGCUACACACGGGAUUCACCUUCGUCUGAUAUAUUGGAAACUGCGCGCACCAUGGCUCACGAACUCGGACACAACUUUGGCUUACGUCAUGACACAGAGGAAUGUAAAUGUCAGAGCUGCAUUAUGGCCACUGGGGUGGAGUUUGGUACCAAUCUAAUGGCUUGGUCUCCGUGUUCCGUGCGUGAUUUAUCCGUGCUACUUGACUAUGGAAUGGGUGUGUGUUUGCAUGACACACCUGUGCACACUGUGGUAGCAAUCAGUGCCUACAAUCAGCCGAGAAAUUUGACCGUAUCCAGUGCGGUUCGCGUGUAUGACUGGACAACGCAGAGCAGCUCGGAAGUUCGCCCCCCAGCACUCUCUCCUAGAUACCGCCAUUCCUCACGGCGGUCCACAGCCACAGAUCGUCUGUGCGGAAAUGGAGUGCUUGAUCCAGGUGAAGAAUGCGACUGCGGUACGCGUGAAUCCUGUCCAAUACAGCUACAGGACUGUUGCGAUGCCCAGAGGUGCCGAUUGAAGCCCGGAUCGGAGUGCGCAGGCGGUCCGUGUUGCAAGAUCCAGCGGGUGCCUGCCACACGGUCUACACUCGAACGGUUUCAGUGCCGUCUCGCACCGGCUGGAACUGUUUGUCGGAAUGAAUCAGGCAACUGCGAUUUGCCCGAAUACUGUGACGGCCUCAGUGGAUGGUGCCCUUUGGACGUUUUUAAAGCUGACGGGAUUCCUUGUUGGACAGAAGAAGGCACAGAGUCAUACUGUGCUCGUGGCGGGUGCCGUGAGGCAGAUAGCUGGUGUCGAGUACUUUGGGGCAAACGUGGCCGGCGUGCUCACCCAUAUUGCUUCGACGAGAAUCACGGUAUCCCCAAAGGUGUACCUGUGGAUCCGGUGGCCAACUGUGGUAAACGUAAACCCCUCUCCGAAGAACGCUGGGAAGAUCCGAAAUCGUGGCCCGGUAUACGGUGUCCAUCUGUGCAAGACGCGGAAUGUGGUCGUUUAUGGUGUCAUCACCAGAAUGAAAAAGCGAUGAUACUUGGUUGGAUAGAGUCACAAACCCGAUAUUUGUCUUCUGUUGAGCAGUCCUGUUCCGCCUUGGUUUAUGAUCCAGUCUGGCCCGCCUCCGACCCUUCCACUUGGGAUGCUAGCAAGAAGCGACAAAUGAACUUGAACGUCGCCGGUGUUGGCCUUUUAAGUGCUGUCACACAAGACGCUGGAAUGGUACCCGAUGGCACCCCGUGCUCCAGAGGAAUGUGCUACAACGGUUCGUGUGUUCCUCAUUCCGAGAUCAGAGCUCGAUUCCAAUGUGACUGUCGUGGUCAUGGCAUUUGCAACAACCUUGGGCAUUGCCACUGUGACCCUGGAUUUCACCCCCCAGUUUGCGAGUUUGGUGGCGAUGGAGGAAGUGUGGACAGCGGGCCGCCACCGUCGGACUUGAUACCGAAGCCAUCACUGGUCAUCGGGAUUUCUCUGCUUGUGUUUUUUGGACUACCCCUGGUGGUUUUCACAGUCUACUGUGCUAUAUAUCAUCGGUGUCGAUGGAUACCGAUUGGCGCUGAUCCCAUGAUCCCAACCAAGUCAGGCCUACGGACACCGUUCGACAGAGGGCUCCUUCCGUGUAUUCGUCAGUGUUGCAGACGAGCUGGAAACAAGCCAAGAGGUGUUUCCUAUAUCGCCGGCGAUGCCAGUUACCCGGCGAUUCACAGGAAUGCACAUCAGCCCAGUUCCUUACACGUCCGGUCUAAUAGACGAUCUAACGGUGACAAACUUAUAAGGGUAGUAGUGAACCCCGUGCAGAACGGGACUAUUACUUCAGUUUCAAACAAUGACUUGAAAUCGAAUGGGCUCAAGGUGACAAAAAUGCAGAACAGGCGCUACCAACCUCCCCCCAUGGCACCGAAGCCUCUUGGAUUGAUCACGGUGAACGGGUACAAGUCUAACUGCAAUGCCUUCACGGCACCUGAAAGGCCCAUGAACUGGACGGACCACAACGAACAGAACCCGAUGUUCAGUAGCCGAGCUAAUCAUGAACUUGACAACUGCAAUGGUUAUGUGAAAAAAUCAGACUGCGCACGUACCAACCUCCACUGCUCGGGUAAUGCGCAAAAGCCCAUCACCGGAUUGUUACAACAAAGGUCCAUCCAAAUCAUUGAAGGAAAGCCGAAAUCGCGGAACAACGAUGCUGUUCCAUCACCAAUUUCUCACGAUUCCGAGUCAAAGGAUCGCCAAACCAUUGACAUUUCUGAGCCACAUCUGAAAGACAUGACUUAUCGAGGGCCUAUCUGUUCACUAUCCGAAGCUCUGAAUACGCUUCGUCGAGGUGAUCAAGUUUCGUCCAUCGAACCGAGUCAGGUGGCUAAAAAGCAAAGACGAGUGGUGAGGCGACCUUCCCGGUUGAAAACACUCGACUAUGGAUCGUUGCUGAAGAAGCCCUCUUUUAGACGCACCCAGUCACAACAUCGUGAACCGUCAAUGUCCCAGGUGCAACCAAGGUGGGAUAUUUCAGCGCCUCGCUUGGAGAGUACCACCUACACUGAGUCGUUGAAUGACCUGGAUACCGCACGAAUGCUCAUCUCGCGCUAAUUUCGCGCAGGUGACUAAGUCCUCCUUCCACAUGCAUUUGCUUUUUUCAUACAGAUUUCCGUCAUUCCAAGAAAACAAUUACAAUACAUUUGGUUGCUUUUACUUACAUUUCCGCAUGCGGCUAUUCUCUUUCCCGAUAGACCGCCUGUUCCUAGAUGUUUUUCUGUUUGCCAUCAUGCCUUCCUGAAACAAGAACACUUCCACACAGUAAAACUACAUUGUUGUUUAAAUUGAUCGCCCUUUCCGACUGUCUUUCUCCUCCGCAACUGGUCAAAUGUGCCCAAUUACAUGAUUUAACACUAACGUCGUAAUUCAACCACAUGAUAUCCAUCCGACCUUUCUUCCCAUUCAAUGCAGUCUUUGUGAACUGCAGUCACCAACGAAUACCCUAGUGAAUGUUGCAUUUUGAUACCUAUUCCCCCUCCCUUCGGCAGGGUUAGCAGUCCAUUUAGCAAGUGCUCACAUUCUAUCGUGCAAACGCGAUUAGCGGUUUGUAACUAGAAGUGUUUUAAUCCACAUGGCGUGAAAAGCGUAGCCUUCUUUUUUAUGGCUGCACGGAUCUACGCUUUCAGCUGUUUUUCCGUUGUUUCUUUUUGCUACCAGGGCUUAUUACCGCUAGUAUGGUUGGUGCUUUUACCGUUCCCAACCCCCCCUCUUUUUUGGCACACACACACACGCGCACCAGAAUUUUUCACUUUUAAUUUUGUAAUUCUAAUGUCUGUGAUUAUUAAUAUGUGACUUGUGCAACANGGCUUAUUACCGCUAGUUUGGUUGGUGUUUUUACCGUUCCCCCCCCCCCCCCUCUUUUUUGGCACACACACACGCGCACCAGAAUUUUUCACUUUUAAUUUUGUAAUUCUAAUGUCUGUGAUUAUUAAUAUGUGACUUGUGCAACGAACAAU